UGGUCGAAAUAAGCUCUCAAGAGCAGAUUCCCAUAACUACCACAAUCAUGUCUCAUUGAUUUGAGUGAGAAUGGGCUUCGUAGAUACGGUUCAGUAGCGGAUAUUCGGGCAAAUGCCGAGAGGAGUCAAAAGCGGAAGGUUUGGAAAUCUCAAUUGGGGAAAGAAAAAGGGCAGUUCUGCCAGAAUGCGGGGCUACGGCGAACCGAUGCGUUAUCGAGAUACCUUUUCGAACUCUCCCAUCGGAACUUUCUCCUCCACCUCCGCUUCAGCAAACCGACUUCGGCCCCCCGACUUAUCUGACACCCCUGGCGGCUUCAGCCCUGCCUGUCCCCUAGGCUAGCGUGCUCCAAGCCUCCAACUGCCGUCUGACUGUCCCGCGGUGAACCCCAACUCCGCCUUGUCCACCUUCUCCACAGACGAUGCCCGGCGCACCGCACCCUCGUUGAUCCCGCCCGCUAUGGACGACUCGACUCAAGCACCAGUGCAGCCAACCCAGCAGCAGCCCAAACGCCCUCGUGUGACCGAAGAGAAUCGCAAACGCGCUGUUCGAGCGUGUGACGGCUGUCGCAGAGUGAAAGAGAAAUGUGAGGGCGGUGUCCCUUGUCGCCGGUGUCUUCGCUAUCGCCGGCAGUGUAUCUUUACACAUAUAGAUCCUGCUGAGAAGAGCCGAUCGGCUUCUGUCUCGCUGCUCGAACGAGCUGCGUCGCUGAGUCGGCAUGACAUUCAAGAAGCAGAGCGGGUGCGCUGUAUGGAGCGUAUUUUGUCUUAUUAUGUUCCCAAUAUCACCUUCGAUAUCCAGUCUCUGCGCCAAGCUGCAGAGGAACUGACAAGCAAACGCCGCGAGUCGGAGUCGGAUGUACUCUCGAUGAAAGCCGAUGCGAAUGAUUUGGAAGACCUGGCAAUUGACGAAGAGAACUUUACAAUCAAAGCUCUCCCCGACAAUACGACUCAAUAUUCCGGGGAGUUUUCCUAUCUCAAUUUCUCCAAUAAAAUUCGAACGAAAAUUGAUGAGUGGAUGAAGACGGCAGCACCAGAAGCUAGUACUGAAGUUGAACCAUUUGAGGACCGAUGGCGGGCCACUCAACUUCAAUCCGGGUCUUCGUUAGUCUCAGCUUCGAUUACGUGUCUCCCUCCGCGCUAUGUGGCAGACUUCCUGGUCCAAAUCUUCUUCAAAUAUGCACAGACAAACAACUUUUACGUCGAAGAGGACUGGCUUCAGGACAAAGUAAAUCUCUGUUAUACUAAUCCAUCCAGUCUGUCCUCUGAUGACGCUGGUGCAGUAUGCGCACUUCUGAUGGUUUUGGCGGUUGGUACACAGUUUGCACACAUGGAAUCGACCACUUCGGUGAAUCGCCCGCCUCCAGCCGCCAACACUGACCAGGACCACCACUUCUCCGAGGAUGAGGUCGGCCUCACGUUCUACCAGUUCGCCUCCAAGUUGUUGCCGGACAUCAUUGCCACAGCCUCGGUGCGAAGUGUACAAGCUUGUCUGUUGAUCGGGACAUACCUGCUUCCUCUCGAUACUUCGGGUCUGUGCUACACCUACUUUGGCUUGGCUUUGAAAUUGGCCAUUCAAAACGGAAUGCAUAGAAGAUACCAUGGUGAAGGGCUCUCGCCUCGAAUGAUUGAAACACGAAACCGAGUGUUCUGGACUGCUUAUACCAUUGAAAAACGCAUCAGCAUUCUGCACGGCCGGCCGGCGUCCCUAGCGGAUGCGGAUGUUGACGCACCGCUUCCUGUGGAUUUCCCCGGUAUUAUGCCAGCGACGCAACAGUCAAAUCAUACAAACAUGAUCGCCUUGAUUACGCUCACUCUGAAGCUUGGAGAGGUUUCGAAUGAGAUUUCAUCGCUGCGGACUUGUCGGAAGGGGCAACAGCAAGACUGUCUUGAGCGACUACUCAACAUUCGGAAACACUUGGUAGAAUGGUGGUCAACACUCCCAGAAGAGACCAAUUGUCGCGAUCUCAAUCCAAGUGGACCAUUAUUUCGGUCUAAUGUUCACCUUAAGCUUGACUACUGCCUUACCCGAAUCUUCAUUGGACGCCCAUUCCUCUUCAGCAACAUCAAGGGCCUGUACCAGAAUCCUCACGCCGCCACCUCAAAGGGUCCGUCUGGUAUGGCAAAGAAUCGAGCUACUCUUGUCACAGACUGUGUCGAAGCAGCUCUGGAAAUCAUCGAUCUGUGUCGCCUUCUUCGAGACGAAACUGGCCUGGCGCGCGCUUCGUUCACUGAAUUCAGUUCAUGUCGUGCGGCUCUCCUGGUCAUUUUAGCACAAGGCUUGACUAAGCGCACUGAGCGCCUUGGCGCUGCGCUUGACCAAGGUAUUUCCUUGAUCAAAAUCAUGUCAAUGGGUGUUGGCUCCGCACGUUCGGCUGUGAGUGUCAUUGAGGCCCUUGAGCGAGCCAUUCGACGCCUUGAACUCUGGAGCGAAACCCAUCAAUCUCAAAGCAACGGUGGCAGCAUUGAAUCUGCCUACGACCGCUUCAAGAACUGGGAAAUGCUCUGGAAAACUGGCCCAGUCUCACCUACAACCAUGGCGUGGAAGCAAGAGGCGUAUGCCAACGAUCCCACUAUGCAGCAAAGCAUGAACCACCAAGCCCCCGAUCCCUCUGUGGCGGGCUCCGUUAUGCCAGGCGUGCCCAUCACACCUCCAGUCUUGCCGCCAAAUAGUGCACAUGACUCCCACGCAGCACUAGGUAGCCAUGACCACGAGGUUCUUGAAAGUGAUAUCCCUGGCAGUAGUAUCUCGAUUCCGGACAGCUACUCUGUAUCACAUCAAUCCCUUUCGCAGAUGCCUCAUUUCGGCUUCGACCACUUUGUCUCGAACUUUCCCCAGGAGCUGGGUGAAUUCACGGCCAUUCCAUGCUUUGAGCCUGAUACGCAGGGGAAUCCGGCCGGUCUGCCCGUUGGUACAGAGCUGAAGACCCCUGGCAGUGCAGAUUCGCAUUGGUUGCAAUAUAUGAACGAGUGACUGGCUUUCAUCAAUGCGUCUAGCUUGGAACAGCGAUUCUUUUUUUCCUUCGGUGUUUGUUGGUUGGGGUACUGGAUUUCCGUUUAUACCACAUCUUGUAAAUUGGUUCACUUUCUUCGCAUCUUGUUUAUAAGGAAGUAGAUUGUCGGACUGUAGUCGUCUCUCUUAUAUUUUCGUUUGCCCAUCGCCUGGAGAUAAAACAUUUUUACUUAUUCACAUUGGUCGUAAUCUAGACAACCAUUGCUCAGACAGCCACUAGUAAGGUACAAAAUGGUAUCGCUAAUCGAAAACAACCUUCUUUCCUUGGAACGUCGCCGUAGACGCCUGCUCCUUGAGCUUCCGCUUUGCCUCCCACGACGGGUGCAAUGGUCCAGUAUCUUGAGGAGGGUUCCUAGGCUUGUUGGCAUGGCCAUGUCCAGCGCCCGAGCGGUCAUCAUAACGAUUCUGAGACCGCCCUGCACCAAAGCCACCUCUUCCACCACGAUCGCCUCCCCGCCUAUCACGAUCACCACCCGUCGCUCCCUUGCGCGUAUCCCAUCCACUAUCCCUACUCCAUUUCUGUUUCCUUUGCUCCUCCUGGACGUGGUUUGCUUUCGCACCAUACUUCUUUUCCCAGAGCGCUCGGCGGGCUUGUUGACCCAUACGGUUCUUACGCUUGGGUGGGCCGGCGGCUCCUUCGUCGUCGGUGGCCUCCUCAGAGCCAGACCAGUAACCACCCAUCAUAAGCGAGGGAAGGAAUGUGGUGCUUUGCGCUGGCUCCUUAGACCCCUUGGCUGCUUUGACCUUUUUGGAGGGUGGUGAGUCCUCGGCAGAGAAGUCUGGGGAGGGAGAGCGGGAGAUUGAGUCUGAGAUGUCGUCUCCCAGAUCUUGCUUGUGCGCAUUCUCAAUAUCAUCGUCUGACCCUGACUCAUCGUCGGAAUCUGACCCUGGGGCUAGGCGGGCGUCGAAAUGUGCGAGGUCGUCGCUGUCGAUGUCCUCGUCGCCAGAUACGCUCAAGUCUUGGCCGUCAGCAGACUCUAGCUCCUCAGCGUUGUCUUUCGAAGAUUUCCUUGGUUUCUUCGGUGCCGCUUCCUCAUCUUCUGACCCGGAAACAUCGGCCUGUUUACUGGUAGAUUUCUCUUUCUUAGGCGCAUCCUUCUUAGCACCAGCCUUGUCCGUCUUCCCGGCAGGCGCGUCUUCAACUCCCAACAAUUUUCGGAUUCCAUUUAUAAUUUCGGGCAUCACGUUCUUCACGGGCGUGGACUUGAACAGCCUACCAUGGACAUUGGAUUCGGCAGCGCUCUUCGGUCCCUCAGUCGAUACAUUCUUGGCUUCUUGGAAUUCUUUGAAAGUCGGUGAUUCGGCAAUCCGCUUGGUUUUGGCGAGUUGUUUGAAGAGAUAUCGCUCUGCUGUCUUUGGGUAGUCGAUUGCCUAGAAACAGUCAGACCGGAUCAGUUCUCAGAAUCCUUGAACACGGGAUUAUUGAUCCGAUUGUUACCUUCAAUGCGUCCACUUCCUCCGCCAGUCGCGCCAAUGUCGCAGCAUUACCAUCAGCCUUGGCAGUCUUCUCACGCCGGCUGAGUUUUUGUCUCUCGAAGCCGCGCGCGGUUUUCAGGCCUUUUGCUAGGAUUUGUACGCCUUGUUCGAAUAUGGUUGUGAGCCGGACGGCUUUGAUUGACAAUUUGCGGGUGUCGAGUCGCGAUGGACCGUUGAACUCGGAGAGCUUGCGCUUAGGCAUAGUUAUGGUGGUAUCUGGAUGUGAUAUAUUUUCUGAUAUGGAUCUCAAUAGGAUUUCUCGGCGGAAAACGAAGAGCAGGAAUGAGACUGCGCCGAGUUAUCGAAGAUCUUGAAGUGUU
This is a messenger RNA of Penicillium brasilianum, 4806 nucleotides long. The record is from the annotation of a GenBank genome assembly. Lineage: Eukaryota; Fungi; Ascomycota; Eurotiomycetes; Eurotiales; Aspergillaceae.